Cetraspora pellucida is the source of this 714-nucleotide messenger RNA. NCBI's taxonomy places the organism in Eukaryota, Fungi, Glomeromycota, Glomeromycetes, Diversisporales, Gigasporaceae. The record is from the annotation of a GenBank genome assembly.
AUGGAAGAUUUAACAGAAUCCCCGAAUGAUUUCGUAUCUAGUAAUUCAACACAAAAUAAUAUUAAUAAUACUAAUUCAGAAGUAGUGAGUAGUUCAUAUUCCACUAAAGAUCACUGGGAGAUAGUAUUGCAUAACAAUCAAAGAGUUUGGCAAUGCUUACAUUGUAAAACAAAAGUGUAUUCAAUAAAUACUAGUAGAACACACUUUAAAAACCAUACCUUAACAUGUCCUAGCACUCUAGCAAGUUUGAUUCAAGAUAAAACAUUCAAACAGAUUACUAAAGAAGAUGUUGACAAUUUGAUAGUAGACUUAGUUAUUGGAACAGGGAUGUCCUUUAACAUUCUUAACAAUCCAUUAUUUCAUAAUAUGGCAAGAAAGCUUUAUUUUGUUACUAGUACAUAUAAAGUCCCACAUCCUACAACAGUAUCACGACACCUUACUGGUAAUAUAUUUAAUAAAAGAUUCGAAUUCAUUAAAAAUAUAUUAAAUAAAUGUUUAGGAAAAAUCUCAAUAACAUGUGAUGGAUGGCAUUCUACAGUUCAUAAAUGUCAUUAUGUUGUAAUUACUGGUUCAUGGAUUAGUGAUGAGUGGCAAAUAGUUAAUAUUGUUCUAAGUUUCCAAAAAUCUGGUCAGACAGCUAAAGAAAUUAUAUCAACAAUAUUGAAUACAUUAGAAAAUUAUUCUAUUAAAAAUAAAAUAUUUGCACUUACGUAG